Aspergillus alliaceus is the source of this 1876-nucleotide messenger RNA. RefSeq names its product glycoside hydrolase family 125 protein. The transcript has 3 exons. NCBI's taxonomy places the organism in Eukaryota, Fungi, Ascomycota, Eurotiomycetes, Eurotiales, Aspergillaceae. Gene Ontology annotation, biological process: carbohydrate metabolic process. The record is from RefSeq and is a predicted model, not a curated record. The coding region runs from base 125 to 1741 and encodes 538 amino acids.
UGUCCCCUUCUCUCAAUAGUUCUCCUGUUUGUUCGAAAUUGGUUGUGUGCUACAUGUAUGGGAUAUCCUAAAGCAUAUACUAACUAGGCCUUUGAAAACUUGGCCUUUGAAAGCUUUGUCCACUAUGACGCGCUCCUCAGCAGCGCUGCUCAUCGCCCUUGCAGCUUGCUUCAACGUCCAAGGAUCUGCAGGGCUACGUGACGACCCUGUAAUUCUACAACGGGCCUGUCCUGACUAUGUCGCAUAUUCCUCGGCGCCGCAUUCCCCAUACAGUGGGGGUCCAUUGAACCUCCCCUUCCAACGACCAGCGCAAGAAUGUCGCACUUUCAGCUCUCCAGCGGUAGAACAGGUCAUCGAAGACAUCACAUCACGCAUAGUCGACAAGGAUCUGGCUCAAUUGUUCAAAAACGCCUUCCCCAAUACUCUAGACACCACCAUCCGAUGGCACUCAGACGGCACCUCAGCCAAACCACAACAGAGGACUAGAAGAAACGGUGCUCAGUGGGAAGGGCCGCAAACGUUCGUCGUGACAGGCGAUAUCAACGCCGAGUGGCUGCGCGACUCAACAAACCAACUAUCUGGCUACCAAGCCCUAGCCAAGAAGGACAAGAAACUGCAUACCCUCAUCCUAGGAGCAAUCAAUACGCAGGCAGAGUUCGUCAUCCAGUCUCCUUACUGUAAUGCCUUCCAGCCUCCACCACCCAGCGGCAUUCAGCCGACCAACAGCGGACAAGAUGACAAGGUCCAUCCCGCCUACGAGCCGUCCGUGGUAUUCGAAUGCAAGUACGAACUAGACUCACUAGCCAACUUCCUCGCUCUUGGGACAGAAUUCUACGAGAACACAGGAUCGACCGAGUUCCUCACCGACCGCUGGUACCUCGCCCUAGAUACCCUCCUGAAAGUGCUAGACGCGCAGUCCCUACCAACCUUCAACGACAACGACCAGUUCGUUACCAACCAGUACACAUUCCAGCGCUCCACCACCCUGGGCACAGAGACCCUCAACCUAGCGGGAGUCGGUAACCCCCUGAACCGCGGCACUGGGCUCAUCCGCAGCGCCUUCCGGCCCAGCGACGACGCCACCAUCCUGGGCUUCUUCAUCCCCCCAAACGCCAUGAUGGCCGUCCAGCUCAAGAAAACAGCCGAGGUGAUCCGCAAAGCAGGAGGGAAGGCCGACCUGGCGGACCAGCUUCAAGAGCGAGGCGAAGACCUGGACAAGGCUGUCCGGAAACACGGUAUAGUCAAUCACCCCAAGUACGGGGACGUCUUCGCGUUCGAAGUCGAUGGCUACGGGUCCCGGAUUAUCAUGGAUGACGCGAACGUCCCGUCUCUCCUUUCGCUCCCGGUCCUGGGCUACACCGACCGAGAUGAUAUGGUGUAUCAGAAUACCCGGAAGAUGGUCCUUGAUAAGGACGCUAACCCGUACUACCUGGUUGGCUCCGCUUUCCAGGGUAUCGGUGGUCCUCAUAUCGGCCUUGGAAACGCCUGGCCCAUGUCCCUCCUCAUACAGGCCAUGACCUCCGACUCGGAUGACGAGAUCAUCGAGUGCAUCAAUCAUGUCAGAAACUCGAGUCUCCUGGGUCUCGUGCAUGAAUCUAUUGAUGUCAACAAUAUCAAGAAGUAUACGAGGCCGUGGUUUGCAUGGGCGAACUCCGUCUUUGCUCAGACUAUUUUGAAGGUUGCGGAGGAAAGACCGCAUUUGAUUUUUGGGGAGGGGGCGAAGCCUUACGUUAUUGAAUGAGUUGGUUGAUUGGCUUCGCCAUGAGAGGUUUAUACCCGAAUGUUUUCUUUGUUUUUAAUAUUGUUAUCAGCGUAACGAGGUUCUUAAUCUGCAGUGUAUAUACGUGGCUUUAGGUCAUGAGUUGUGUAAGGUAAA